AUGGAGGAUUCAAACCCACCACCACUAGGUCCAAAAGCAUCUCAUAAUCAUAUCAUGAGGUUCAAAGAGCAAUCUCUGCUUCCAAACUUGCGUGUCAAGAAUCCCACAACCAGGAAUCCUCGCUCAGGUCGCGUUGUCUUCGCUGCACAGUCUAAUUUCUUUAAAGUUAUUCAAACUAUAUGGAAGGUUGGGAAGGAUGGUAUCGAGGCAGGGACCAAUCUGGUGCCUGAAUCUGUACCAAGAUCGAUAGCAAGGAUUUCGGUGACAGUUGCUGUAUUGGCCAUUUCGCUGUUUGUGCUAAAAUCAUUCCUGUCUACAGCUUUCUUUGUGCUGGCCAUGAUGGGACUCGUAUACUUCACAUUCAUUGCCUUGAACAAAGACCAAGGGCCAAAAGGAGGUGGUGGUACAACUUCAGAGGACCCCUUAGAAGAAGCAAGAAGAAUAAUGGAAAAGUACAAGAAGGAGUUAGGGUAUGGUGAUUUGCUGCAUGUUAGCAUGAUGCAAGUGUCAUCAAGGAAGGAGAUUGCUGAGGAGAAUGCAGAAGGCUAG
Dovyalis caffra is the source of this 549-nucleotide messenger RNA. The record is from the annotation of a GenBank genome assembly. NCBI's taxonomy places the organism in Eukaryota, Viridiplantae, Streptophyta, Magnoliopsida, Malpighiales, Salicaceae.